Molecule: messenger RNA, 2028 nt
Organism: Oryzias latipes (Japanese medaka)
Lineage: Eukaryota; Metazoa; Chordata; Actinopteri; Beloniformes; Adrianichthyidae
Gene: zgpat
Product: zinc finger, CCCH-type with G patch domain
Biological process (GO): negative regulation of transcription by RNA polymerase II
Cellular component (GO): nucleus
Molecular function (GO): metal ion binding; DNA-binding transcription repressor activity, RNA polymerase II-specific; RNA polymerase II cis-regulatory region sequence-specific DNA binding
Source: RefSeq, a predicted model, not a curated record
GAAGUGUUCAUUUUCUUGACUUCCGCUAGCUUCACAGGAGUUUUUUAGCACCUUCGGUUAAACGGUUUAUUUUAUUAAUAUCUUUGCAUUUUGGUGUCCGUCUGUUUUUCUGUCAUUUCAGUUGAUGCAGUUCCGCUUUCUUAACGACUCUAUGACUGAGGUCCUCCUUCCUCCAUAGCCGCGUGAGGACUUUGAUGCUGGCGGCUCCUCUUCCUCCCGGGUGGUCAGGAUGGAUGAAGAAACCCUGGAAGCUGCCAUCACUGCCUACGGUGCACAGUUGCAGCAGGUGGAGACGGCCCUGGCUGCCGGUCUAGACCCCAGCCAGCAGCCGGACCUUCUCAAGCUGAAGGAAGACCUCUCCCAGCUGAUCGAGCUCACCGAGGCCAGCCUGGUGUCAGUCAAGAAGAGCCGGCUCCUGGCCAGCCUGGAGGACAGCAACGGGUUGUGGGGCGGCUCCUCGCUCGCACCGGCAGACGCCAACGCAGAGUUUGCUGCAUUUUAUUCAGAACUUGGAGAAGGUUCUGGCAGUGCCUCUGAAACCAGGGAGAGGGGUGUGGAUGGGGAGGAAGAGGAGGAGGAGGAUGCAGAAGAAGAAGAUUCACUUAGUGGUACAAAAGUAAGAGCGCCCUACAGGACAGCAUGGGGUACGCUGGAGUAUCACAACGCCAUGGUGGUGGGGGCAGAACCCACUGAUGGAGAAGAGGCUCAAGUGAGGGUGCUCUACCUCUACCCCACCCAGAAGGCCAUGAAACCCUGUCCGUUCCACCUGGAGGACAAAUGUCGCUUUCAGGAUAAUUGCAGGUUUUCCCACGGACAGGUGGUGCAAGUGUCCGAGCUCAGAGAGUUCCUGGAGUGUGACCUCAGUAACCUCGAAGAGGGUUCGUCCUGUUUGUCUCGACACGAGGACGGGAUCUGGUACCCGGCUAAAAUAACAGACAUUGACAGCGGUUUCUAUACGGUGAAAUUCGACUCGCUGCUGCUGAAAGACACGGUGGUCGAGGCCGACUGCAUCAUCCCACCGCUGAGGGAAGAUGAUCCGCUGUCUUCUGACUCGGAUAUGGACGAUUCAGGGGAUGGAGACACCGACGUUUAUGCAAAAGUUUUAGAAUCCGCUGCUGAGCCUGCAGGAACGUCCAGCAGCGGUCAUUUUGGCGGCUGGGAGGCUCACACCAGAGGAAUCGGGUCCAAACUUAUGCUUAAAAUGGGGUACGAGUACGGAAAAGGUUUAGGGAAAACCCAGGAGGGUCGGGUGGAGCCGGUGAUGGCGGUCCUCCUGCCCAAAGGAAAGUCCUUGGACGAGUGUGCCGAGCUCACGCAGAGGCGCACCCGCAGCCAGACGGCUAAGAACGGCCCUCAAAGCUCCCGCCCCAAGCGGCGCAGGAAGCCUCGGGCCCCCGCCGAGGGGCGCCGCACCGUCUUUGACUUUCUGAACCGCAAGCUCGGAGGCAGGGACUCUGAGCGGGCAGACGGGGGCGCUGCUGCGCCAUCGGCGCCGGCGGGGCUGGAGGCUUACAGAGGAGGGAGGGGCACCAAGAGGAGUCUGAACGUGAGGCUGUUCCAGGCUGCUGAGAGGGUCUCCCAGACCGAGAGGGAGAUCCAGAAACUGAGCGAGAGCCUCAGCAGACACACGGGCCGGGAUGCAUCCAGAGUGAAACAGCUGGAGGAGAAACUGUCGGCGGCUCGCAGUCUGCUGGUCCAGCAGAAAGCUCAGGAGCUGUCCGUCCAGAGAGAGCAAAGGAAGGCGGACACGCACAAGAAGAUGACCGAGUUCUGAGCCCGCUUUCAUGAAAGACGGCGGCCUCUACUUUCUUUUCAGUUUUUGGAAGAUUUUUUAACCCUAACCCUGGACAGUGUGGUUCACUUCCUGCUGGUUUGAUUUGCUUGUUUUUAUAUUUUAUUUUACUGCAGGAUUAAUAGUCAAUCCAAAUGAGAUGUUGGUUUUUGUCAUAAACCUUUGCUCUGUCUUUGAAUGCUGGGUUUCAUUUUGUUUAUCUGCACACCAGUAAACUCCAGGAUUUCCAAACAAAA